Molecule: messenger RNA, 924 nt
Organism: Akanthomyces muscarius
Lineage: Eukaryota; Fungi; Ascomycota; Sordariomycetes; Hypocreales; Cordycipitaceae
Exons: 6
Coding region: 1-924 (307 amino acids)
Biological process (GO): endocytosis; negative regulation of protein kinase activity; eisosome assembly
Cellular component (GO): eisosome filament; plasma membrane
Molecular function (GO): lipid binding
Source: RefSeq, a predicted model, not a curated record
AUGUGCCCGCUGCGUCUCAACGGCAGUCUAGAUGCUGCCUCAGAACAUGUUAUUUCAAUUUGUACCACCCUUCAUACAUGCUUCAUCCUGCGCCGCAUUGUUGGCGGGGCUUUUAGCCCCAAGCUGGCCAAGAAGCUAGCCCGGCUCGUCAACAUGGAGACAAACUUAAUGCUGAGCCUCGAAACUGUCGCUAAGGAGCGCAAAGAAGUCACUCAACAAUUGUCCGUCUGGGGUGAGGAUGGCGAAGGAUACAUCCCUGAUCUUACCGACAAGCUCGGUGUUUGCCUCUACGAGAUUGGCGAGCUUGAGGAUCAAUACGUUGACUGCUACGACCAGUACCGCAUCACCAUGAAUGGUAUCGUCGACAUUGAGAGCUCUGUUCAACCCACUCGAGACCGGAAAAAUCAACGACAAGAUUGCCCGGCUCAAGAGCUUGUCCGUGCUGAGGCUGUGUCCCUCGUCGCCGAGGCCCAGCUGUCCAACACCACUCGUGAAAAGGUCAAGACUGCCUAUACCUAUCAGUUCAAUUCUAUCAGAGAGCACUGCGAGAAGGUCGUUAUCAUUGCUGGCUACGGCAAGCACCUCCUUGAGCUCAUCGACGAUACCCCAAUCAUGCCUGGUGAAUUCGAACAGCCAUAUGACAGUCAUGAGGCUAGUAGAGCUAUCCUUCGGGACUGCGAGGAUAGUCUCGCUAAUUGGGUCACUGCAAACACUGCCGUCUCCUCCAAGCUUUCCACCCACUUGCACACUCUGUCUCAACACAACAAUAACAGCUUAUCCGCUAGAAAUGAGAAUCACAGUCGUUCUUGCCAAGAAUCUCCAACGAAUAAGAACAGCUCCCGGAUCAACCGCAAUGCCAAGGAAAGCGACAAGAAAAUAGGAAAAGAGGGCACUAGCGACAUCAAACCGGAGGCUACAGUCUAG